Penicillium atrosanguineum is the source of this 1248-nucleotide messenger RNA. RefSeq names its product DUF3431 domain-containing protein. NCBI's taxonomy places the organism in Eukaryota, Fungi, Ascomycota, Eurotiomycetes, Eurotiales, Aspergillaceae. The record is from RefSeq and is a predicted model, not a curated record. The transcript has a single exon. Bases 1 to 1248 code for a protein of 415 amino acids.
AUGAUUCUCUCACGGCGAUCGGUCCUCUUCCUUGGCUUCUGCUUCUUCCUCGGCUUCUAUCUCACAGCCCGAAGCCUCUCGCAAUCAUGGCGUAAUGUUUCACAAGUCGUGGGACUGGGCGAAUACUAUGCCGCGUACCCAUUUUCCAAUACCAAUACUAGCUGGACGGGGACGUUCAACCACAGCUCCUAUGACGAGAAAACUCUUUACGCUCCCCAGCCGAACUUUGUUCCUGGUAUUCCCAAACCUUUAGGUUCGGAAUAUACGAAGAUGUUGGUGGUCCCACGGACGAAAAAGGAGGAUGUGAGUUGGAUUGAGAAGGAGUUGCCGGGGUGGCAGACCGCUAUAUACGUCGCCGACGAUUCAAGGGCGCCUCUACACCCUCCGAAGAACAAGGGCCACGAGGUCAUGAUCUACCUUUCCUACUGUAUCGACUUCUACGACGAACUACCCGACGUCGCGGUGUUCAUACACUCGCACCAAGAAGCCUGGCACAAUGAAGAAAUCUUUAACGGAGACACUGCGGAGAUUCUUCGCCGUCUCAGCCUGGACCGGGUCAUCAGAGAAGGAUAUAUGAACACCCGCUGCACUCACGGUCCCGGCUGUCCCGAUUGGAUGCAUCCCGGUGCUGUUAUAGAGGAUGAGUCCAAGCAGGAGGAAGUCAUGUUGGCCCGCGCCUGGGGCGAACUGUUCCCCGACGAGCCGGUCCCGUCGGUUCUGGCCCAGCCGUGCUGUGCGCAGUUCGCCGUAUCUAGGGAUCGCAUUCGAACAAUUCCGCGUUCUCGAUUCAUCUUUUAUCGCGACUGGCUCCUGCAGACGGAUCUCAGCGAUUAUAUCGCCGGUCGUAUCUGGGAAUAUCUCUGGCAGUACGUGUUCACCGGUCAGCCCGUGGUCUGUGUGGAAGAGAGUGUUUGUCUCUGUGACGGCUACGGAUUCUGCUUCGGUGGCCCGGCAGAGCUACAGAACUGGAGAGCGUUGGAUGAGGAGAAGAAAGAUAUGCAGAAAGAGCUCGAAGAUUGGAUCUUUUGGGAAGAAGACAUCUCAUUUGCUGAGGCCAGCGGCGAACUUGAUGAAACUCAGAAUUUAGAAGUCCCUCCGCCUGGUCGCAAGGGCAAACUCCAGGAUGCGGUGAUGGAAAAGGACACCCAACUCUCACAGAUGCUCGUUGAGGCUAUCGAUCGAGGGAAGAAUCCCAAAAACCGAGCCUUGGAAGCUGGCCGCCCUUGGAAUGCCGGUGAUGGCUUUUAG